This is a messenger RNA of Carya illinoinensis, 453 nucleotides long. RefSeq lists its product as uncharacterized. The coding region runs from base 1 to 453 and encodes 150 amino acids. The record is from RefSeq and is a predicted model, not a curated record. NCBI's taxonomy places the organism in Eukaryota, Viridiplantae, Streptophyta, Magnoliopsida, Fagales, Juglandaceae. The transcript has a single exon.
AUGGCUAACAAGGAGUGGAAAGAAUUUUUCAGAGAUGCAACAUGUACUGCUCUAGCAGCAGUAAAAUCUGACCACUCCCCCCUCUACAUUAACAAACAGAUCACUAACCAAUGUAGGAAAAGGUGGAAACCAGGCUUUAGAUAUGAAGCUGCUUGGGAUUUACAUGAGGACUGUCAUAGGAUAGUGGCAAAUGGCUGGAAGAGCAUCAAUUCAGAAGGUGCAUCAGGAUACACAGUGAGACAAAAACUAGAAACAUGUCAAAAGGCUCUUCAGCAAAGAAGGAAAAGAAUACAGCAGGAAAACCACAACUCCACUGCAGAGACACUAAAGAGAAUAAGCCAUCUUCAGAACACUGGAACUGGCUCCCAUGUAACAGAAAUGCAACAGCUCCAAAAGAGUGUGGAAACCUCUCUAGCAACAGAUGAUUUAAAGUGGGGCCAAAGGGCAAAGUAG